Molecule: messenger RNA, 465 nt
Organism: Gloeophyllum trabeum ATCC 11539
Lineage: Eukaryota; Fungi; Basidiomycota; Agaricomycetes; Gloeophyllales; Gloeophyllaceae
Exons: 3
Coding region: 1-465 (154 amino acids)
Source: RefSeq, a predicted model, not a curated record
AUGCCUACCAUCACCCCUAGCGCCAAUCAUACCACAGUCAUUUUCACCGCGAGUGUUCUGGCACCUCGCAUGAGAGAGAGAGAGAGGCACGCCACCCAGAUCUUAAUGGGGCUCUUGUUUGGGACUCUGUUUCUCGCGCUCAUUGGGAUUCUCUUCUUUUGCGGUCACCGCUACCAUCAGCGCAAACAUCUGCUGAGGAAAACGGGAGAUACCUCAUGGACCGGGUGUAUAAAGAGGCCUUUCCGUGCCAUGCAUAUCUUACUGCGUCGCCAUGAACGUUACGCAGAAGAUGCUGACGCCCAAGCUGGUGUCCAUCCCAUGAACUUGAAUGCCUUUCCGCCGCCGCCAAGCCGCGCGUCAACAUUUGAUCAGCGCUUGCCCGAAUACGCUAAAGACGCACCCGGGACAGAGCCUAUUGCGGAGGAGCGGCAGGAAGGUACUCCUAAGGCUGAGAGAGCACAAUGA